Messenger RNA from Erpetoichthys calabaricus (reedfish), 1194 nucleotides. RefSeq names its product tigger transposable element-derived protein 1-like. Gene Ontology annotation, cellular component: nucleus. Lineage: Eukaryota; Metazoa; Chordata; Cladistia; Polypteriformes; Polypteridae. Bases 1 to 1194 code for a protein of 397 amino acids. Gene Ontology annotation, molecular function: DNA binding. The record is from RefSeq and is a predicted model, not a curated record. The transcript has a single exon.
AUGCCUAAGAGGAUCUACAUCACGCAAGAGAAAUAUUUGCCUGGCCACAAGCCAAUGAAAGAUAGGCUUACCCUCUUGUUCUGCGCCAACGCAAGUGGAGACUGUAAAAUCAAGCCGUUGCUCGUCUACCACUCAGAAAAUCCACGAGUUUUCAAGAGGGGGAAGGUGCAGAAAAAAAAACUGAAUGUGAUGUGGUGGGCCAACAGCAAAGCCUGGGUAACACGGCAAUUUUUCAUCAAGUGGGUCAAUGAAGUUUUUGGCCCCUCAGUGAAGAAAUAUCUUCACGAAAAUAAGUUGCCACUCAAGGAUUUGCUCGUCCUUGAUAAUGCUCCUGCACAUCCUCCAGGGCUUGAAGAUGAUUUGCUGGAGGAAUUUCAGUUCAUCAAAGUCAAGUUUCUUCCUCCCAACACCACUCCACUUCUCCAGCCCAUGGACCAGCAAGUAAUUUCCAACUUUAAAAAGCUGUACAUGAAGGCCUUGUUUCAAAGGUGUUUUGAAGUGACCGAAAAUACAAGCCUGACCCUCAGAGAAUUUUGGAAGGAUCACUUCAACAUCUUAAAUUGUUUAAACCUUAUUGAUAAGGCCUGGGAAGAAGUCUCAGUGAGGACCCUGAAUUCGGCAUGGAAAAAACUGUGGCCUCAGAGUGUUCCUGACUUUGGUUUUGAUCCUCAACCUGUGGACAAAACAGUGCAGCUAGUCGAAGAAAUUGUAUCUCUGGGGAAAACUAUGGGUCUGGAUGUGGAUGGUGCUGAUCUGGAUGAGUUAGUGGAGGAGCAUAGUGAAGAACUUAAAACGGACAAACUUAAGGAACUUCACAAGGAGCAGCAGCAAGAGGUGGUAGAAGAGCUUUCGUUAGGGGAGGAGGGAGCAGGGGAUGAGUCCCUCUCUUCCAGUAAGAUUAAAGAAGUGUUGGCAAAGUGGGAAGAAGUAAAAACUUUCUUUGAAGAAAAUCACUCUAAUAAAGCAGUGUGUGGGCGCACCAUGAACUUGUGUAAUGACAAUGUAGUGUCGCAUUUUAGGGGCAUCUUAAAAAGAAGACAGAAGCAAGUGUCAUUAGAUAAGUUUUUGGUAAAGCAACCUGCAACUAAAAGAAAGUUAAGUGAUUCUGACCCAGAACCUGCUUCCAGUGGGGUAAAAUUCCCAAGAAGAGAGAGCCUUCCUGAAUCAGAGGGGGACUCUCCUUCCCCACAGUAA